GCACGCUCUCUCUCGCAUCGCCUGUUUCUUUUCUAUUGCUUUAUCUGGCUCUGUGUGUCGAGGCACAGCAGCUUCUCUCGCUCUGACAGGAGGCUCGCUUUCCUCCACACAAGCAUCAGUAACUAAGAUGACUGCCAUGACAAUUCAUUGAGAGGAGAGGACGCCAAGUGAAGCAUCAGCCAACCCGCUGAAGAAGGAGAGGAAGGAGUGAUCGGGGGUGAAAAAAGAGAGGAAGAGGAAGAGGAAAAGAAAGAGGGAGGGGCAGGACGAGCGAGGGGGAAAGGGAAGGGGAGAGUAAUCGAGGGAUAAACGGUGGAUGGAGGCGGCUCGGACCGAGGCUACGAGGCGCUCUUCACUGACGAGGAAGAAGAAGAAGAACAGCAGCAGCAGCGGGGGGGAGAGAGGAUGGAGGCUAAAGGCAGAAACAUGCCCCCAGAUAUCAGUUUCCUUCCCCGGCCGGCGAUGUGGUGGUGCGAGCGGGGCAUCCAGGUGCUGCUGACCACCAUGGGAGCGUUCGCGGCAUUCGCCCUCAUGACCGUGGCCAUCGGCACGGACUACUGGCUGUACGCCCGCGCCUUCAUCUGCAACAGCACGGCCAACUCGUCCCAGGAGGAGUCCAACAACAAGGACAAGAAGGACCCCGGGGCGCUCACCCACUCGGGCCUCUGGAGGAUCUGCUGCCUGGAAGGCUUGAAGCGAGGUGUUUGUUCCCAGAUCAACCAUUUCCCCGAUGACGCUGACUACGACCAAGAUGCUGCAGAGUAUCUGCUGCGUGUGGUUCGAGCCUCCAGCAUCUUCCCCAUCCUCAGUGCCAUUCUGCUCCUGCUGGGCGGGGUGUGCGUCGCCGCCAGCGGCUUCUACAAGAGCAAGAGAAACAUCAUCCUCGGUGGAGGGAUUCUCUUUGUAGCUGCAGGCCUCAGCAACAUCAUCGGCGUGAUCGUCUACAUCUCCGCGGCGCUGAGCGACAUCUCUCCAAAGAAAGAUGAGGACAAGAAGUGGCACUACUCCUACGGCUGGUCGUUCUACUUCGGCGGGCUGUCCUUCAUCCUGGCUGAGAUGGUGGGCGUCCUCGCCGUCAACAUCUACAUCGAGAAGAACAAGGAGCUGCGCUGCCGCUCUCGCGCCGACCUCUUCAAGAGCACCACGCACGCCAUGCUGCGCCUGCCCAGCUAUCGGUUCAGACGGCGCUCUCGCUCCAGCUCGCGCUCCACCGACCCGCCGCACUCCCAGGAGACCUCGCCCAUCGGUGCCUCCAAAACCUUCAGCCUGCCGCCCUCGGCCCCGCCCUUCUCCGUGGCCACCCUGCCCAACCCUCACCACACCAGCAGCGGCGGGAGCGGAGGAGGCGGAGACAUCUCCAUGUACACGCUGUCGAGGGACUCCAAGCUGGGCAGCCUGGGAGGUGGCGCCCCGCCGCUCUACGGCACGGUGGACCGCGCCACGCUGUACCAGCUCCACAACUACUUUCCAAAAGAUUCGACCGGCAGUGGAGGGAGUGGAAGCGGAGGAGGAGGAGGAGGAGGAGCGGUGGUCAGCAGCGGUACUCUCCCGUCUCACUCCAAGUCCAACCUGGCGGCGGCAGCGGCUGUAGCCCAGAACGCGGCGCCGCUGAAUACCUCCACCACCGCCGUAGCAGCGGCCCCGGCGGCUCCGAUAUCUACAGCCACCAUGGAAAGGGAAAGGGGCAACGUGGGAACCCUGGACCGACUGACGGCCAAGAGGGACCGGGAUAGCAACUCAGAUACUCUGAACAGGAAAACGACACCGGUUUAGAACCUCGCCGGGAGGGAGGAGUUAGAUAUGUUUGGCGUUAAAGCGAGGAAAAAGUAGGGCUGAAAAUGUGAAGGCGACACAUUGACGGUGAUGUUUCUGUCCUUGAGCCUGGGGGUAUCCAACUACCAUGAGUAAGAACUCUAACAAAUUCACUUGGUGGCCAUUUUCACAUAAAAUAUCUCGGAAAUUGUCAUCGUAUUGGGUAUGCUAACAUGCUAACAAUGCUAACAAAUGUUGACCAACGCUAGCUUAUUGGAGGUUAAAUAUGUUAUUCAACGUUGGCUGGGAGUUCGUCCUGAUUCACGUCCCAUUCCCAAUGUUUGCAUGAACUCCAAAUUCAAAACACAUCUCGGCUACGUCCAAACAAAAUUUGAGUUUCCCGCCAAAAUGGCCACCACAAGAAUAUGUCAUAAACCGUCAUAAAACCGUGAUAUGUGCUUUUUAGUGACAGCUGCCUUAAAGUAGUCGUCCGUCUUCUUACAAGUGCCAAAAUAGUUUGAGUAACCCUGAUUUUUUUUUACAAUAAAACAUCUUUAUUUCCUGUUUUUACUGUUUAGAAUCAACUAAAUUUAUUUAUGUAAUUUACCUGAAUUAAAUUAAAGACGAUUAAAACGGCAAAUUCUGGAACAUUUCUUGCUAAGAAUGUAGCUAGCUUUGACAAAAAUUAGCCUACUCUCUUUGCAAGCAGCACACUUAACUCAAAUAUUAUGCAAGAUGUUCCGAUGAUCAAUGUUGUUAUUGUGAAUUUGGCUGUGUUCAAUAGACUUUUGGGUUUUUUUUGGAUUGACCCAGAAGCCCCAAAUACCGCAUUUCUGUUUCAACUAAACUCAACAGUUUGAAGUGAAAUCCAAAUUUCUGUGGUUUUCUAAACUCUCCAGCUCUUUUAGAAAACAUCAUGAAAUAAAAAGUGUCCAGAUGGUACAUGCCGAGCUUCUCUUUUCCAUUUCUGUUUGAAGAAGAACAGAGAGCCACAGACGGGAACAUUCAGCCAAGAGGCUGCUCAGUGAUGAGUUGACUGCCAACUCCAGGUCAACAGCGGCGCCUUAACCUUGGGUCCCGAGAGAGUGACCUCGGCCAUAUCUUAACCUGCCGACACACACACACACACACACACACACACACACACACACACACACACACCAGGCGAGGCACUGUGAGCCUAUUUAUUUUUCAUUGUGUGUCAAAGGUAAUUACAGUGACAGAUGGGCAUUCCCCGCACAGCCGUAGACUUUGAGCUUCACCCAGAACGCCUCCGUUACACCACCGCCUGCUGUCACCGUUUGGUUAAACUCUGCAACAAAUGUCCGUUAGAACAAAAAACUUAAGAUUGCUUCAGGCUUUCUACAAAUGCGUGAAACCAUCGCUGACGUGUGACCAAAGGGAUGUCGAUUUCUCUUCUUGCUUCUUCAUAACGUUGCGUCUCUUGGUUAAACUGCAACAGAGACUUUGACGGUUCCUGAAGUAAACAUCCCGUUCAGUUCCUCCAUAGCGGAUUUAAUUACUAGCCAUGAUGUCAUCACCAUCACAGGUCGACUGACCACGAGCUACCUGAGCGUGAAACGAUGGUUAACGCUCCUGUUGGAGACACGAGAUCGUCUGAUAUCGACGUCGUUUAAAAAACAACACAGUUUGGGGAAAAGAACUACACUACCCACAAUCAUAGAGUGUAUCAACGACUUCUCUGAUUGGUGGAGCUCGCUGUUACCAUGGCAAUGCUUCCCGCCCCUCUGCGCCGAAUGCGAACCAAAUAGCUUGGCUAGCAGCCUAGCUAGUUAGUUAGCUAACACGACAUGUUCUGCAGCAGUGAAUGUAAUUUAUAUCUUCAACAACCGCCGAGAAAAAUCUGCAGCGCCACUCGCUCGGUUCGUCCUUUCUGUAACCGUGGAAACAUAACCAUAUGAUCACAUAGAUUGGAUGGACGUGCCUGUAAAGAUGGACGUUGUUUUUGUGACGUUAGGAAGCAACAAAAGAAGUUGUUCCAGGGUUUUUAUGAUUGCUUAUGAUAAAUGGAUACCAAAAGGCUUCAAGGCAGACGUUUAUGUCGAGUGUUCCUGCAAAGGGCUGUAACCACGGGCAAC
Messenger RNA from Labrus bergylta (ballan wrasse), 3851 nucleotides. Its product is annotated as voltage-dependent calcium channel gamma-4 subunit. Lineage: Eukaryota; Metazoa; Chordata; Actinopteri; Labriformes; Labridae. Gene Ontology annotation, molecular function: channel regulator activity; voltage-gated calcium channel activity. Gene Ontology annotation, biological process: neurotransmitter receptor transport, postsynaptic endosome to lysosome; positive regulation of synaptic transmission, glutamatergic; neurotransmitter receptor internalization. Gene Ontology annotation, cellular component: AMPA glutamate receptor complex; postsynaptic density membrane. The record is from RefSeq and is a predicted model, not a curated record.